UAUCGAUCGGCUGCAUAAGGAGUUGCUGUUCGUAUUUUUUCUACGAAGCUUAAGCAUUGUAACUCUUAUAAAUAAUGGCAAAAAGAGGCAGACAGGCACAAUCUAAUCAACUUUCAUGGGAUGGUGAUCAAGAAGCAGGAUUUCCCGGUGACCAGAAGGUAGAAACUGGACUACAGUCAGAUUUCCUUUACGACGUAGAUGUAAAGAAUGUUAAAUUAGCAGCAUACCGAUUGUAUAAUUCGAGCAAGCAGCUUGAAAAGCUUCAAUCAGAUAUAGUGCGAAAGCAGAACAAGCUAAAUAGGGAUAAGACCUACAAAAGCAAGCGACUCGAGAAGCAUCAAGGAAAUUAUAAAGACGAAUUGAAGGAAGCGGAAGACAGAGUUAUUGAAAUUUCAAAAUUAUUACACCGUGUUCCAAAGGAGGUCAAAAUACUUGACAGACACCAGUCAGUAAGGCUAGAGAAGAGGUUCGGCCGUGACAAUGAACAUUCUACUACAGAUCGUUCGUGGGAGGAUAAAGGGUGGAGACAAAAAUUACAGAAGGCUAAAGAAGAUAGUGAUAACAACUUGGCAAAGUCCAACAGUUUGCAAGAUCAAAUAAAUGGCUUGAUUCGAGAGAACGAUGAAUUAAAGAAAGACAAAGCAAAGUUUCAAAAGGCAUUGGCGGAACGUGAACAACAAAUAAAAGAUUUGCAAAGCGAAACUGCACGUCUUUUGCGAAACUAUAAUCAAGAAAGAGCAGAAAAAGAUGACGCACUGACCAGAUUAAGUGCUGUCGCAUCGAGUAAAAUUCGCGACAAUAACCCCAACAUCGCUGACCUGAGUGACGUGAACAGGCCUACUAAGAUUGCUGAGAAGAUGAGCGAGUUGUAUGACAACGAGUGGACUGAUGCGUUUGACAGUUUGGAAAAAAGACAUCCUGACGAUAAUAUUGUACAGAAACUUGUUAACAUAUUAAAGGUGGCAACUUUCCAUGAAAAUAGGCUUUAUCAGUUGCAACUCGCCGCGACCCGGAGGUUCAAUAGCUGGGAGUUGAAUAUCAAUGAACGAUGCCGUGGGAUGGCCUGGCAGGAUUUCUUUCAACACGUUCAAACUUCAAUCGAAUUACCAGUUGAGGUUUUACAGGAAUUCAAACCAUCUACACGUCCAGACCAUGAAAUUGUCCUCACAAAAGAAAUGCAGCAGCAGAUAAAAGAAUUUCGAAAACUCAGAGCCCCUACUAUUCUGCCUAUUAUACAAAAAGCACUGGUAUCCAAAGAUGUCGUUUCUGAUGAGCUGACUGCCUACUACAACAAGUGUGUGGAUGUGUGCUGGUUGGCUGCGGUCCAAGAUCCGCCUCUGUUCAUGAACUUCAUUCCGGGUGAGAAGUUUGACACAACCCUGUUCAAAGACUACACCACCAGAGGCCCGUAUGUGGAGUUUUUGGUAUGGCCUGCCCUCCACCUGCACGAGAAUGGCCCACUUUUGAGCAAAGGCGUGGCACAAGGAACUCGUGAUAAAAUUCAACGUUCCGUAUCGCAAAAGCGAGGUUCGACCAGACAACAGUCAGAGCCAAAAGAUACAACGCAUACAGCGUUGUAGUUACUAUUCUUGGAUUAUGAUAAAUUUACAAUAUUACAGUUUGAUGUUUUGUAUUAUAUUCAAUCAGAUUUAGCGAUGAGUUUUGUUUUUAAAGCCACACACCUUAUUUGCCUAUCUGGCAUAGUAAAUUUAAGUAUAAAUAACAAAACAUUUUAUGUAUGCCAAUUAAAAUAUAUCUGGUGGUUUCAAGAUAGAAAUCCGUCUUUUUUAUCCCCGCCGAAAAAUAUUUCGGAGGGGAUAUAGUAAUUGGUCCCGUCCGUCCGUCCGUCUGUGCGUCCGUCCGAAACUUUGUCCAGAGCAUAACUCCAAAUCUAUUCAAUGGAUUUACUUUAAACUUAGAAUAUAGACAGAUGGCAACUAGGAGAAGUGCAGUGACCAAGAACCAUAACUCUAUCUACCUAGUUUUUUUUAAAUUAUCUCCCCUUUUAUAUAAUUUCAAAGUAAAUAUUUGUCCGGAGCAUAACUCUAAAUCUACUGAAGGGAUUUUCUUGAAACUUGAAAUAUAAACAGAUGGCAACAAGGAGAAGUGCAGUGACCAAGAACCAUAACUCUAUCUACCUUAGUUUUUGAAUUAUCUCCCUUUUUAUAUAAUUUCAAAGUAAAUUUUGUCCGGAGCAUAACUCUAAAUCUACCGAAGGAGUUUACUUGAAACUUUAAAUAUAAACAGAUGGCAAGUAUGAGAAGUGCAGUGAAUAAAAACCAUAACUCUGUCUACCCUAGUUUUUGUAUUACCUCCCUUUAUUUAAUUUCAAAGUAAAUUUUUGUCCGGACCAUAACUCUAAAUCUACUCAAGGGAUAUACUUGAAACUUAUAAUAUAAACAGACUGCAAGUAGGAGAAGUGCAGUGACUAAGAACGAUGACUCUAUCUAACUUAGUUUUUUUAAUUAUCUCCCUUUAUUUAAUUUCAAAGUAAAUUUUUGUCCGGAGCAUAACUCUAAAUCUACUGAAGGGAUUUACUUGAAACUUGAAAUAUAAACAGAUGGCAAGUAGGAAAAGUGCAUUGAACAUGAACCAUAACUCUUUCGGCCGUAUUUUUUAAUUAUCUCCCUUUUAUUUAUCGAUUAUUUAUUUAUUUUUAAUUUUUAUUUAUUUUUAAUUUUAAAUUAUAUUUAAUUUGAUUUCAUAGUAAAAAAAAAAGCUUUUGAAUUGUUAAUACCUCCCUUUAUUUAAUUUUACAAUCAUAUUUUUAUUUGAACACUGAAGAAUUCACUGUAAAAUUAAUAGAUGAGUUUAAGGAAAAGUACAGUGAUCAAGAACAGUAAUUGUUUAUAGUCUUCUUUUUUAAUUACCUCCCUUUCUUUCAUUUCCUUAUAUUUUAUUCUCUACAGCAUAAGUCCAACACUAUAUAACUAAUUGUUCCUACAUAAAUUGAUGACACUAGCUGCCAUGUUUUACAAAUAUUAUUCUACUCUCUAAAACAAAUGUUGUCAUACAAGCAAACACAUUUCGGCGGGGAUUUGGCACUACUGUGACAAGCUCUUGUUGCGCUUUAAAACUUAAAAAUAAUCGCGUUUGUCGAAAUGGACGUAUACGGCUAGAAAUCCAACUUUCGGUUUUAAAAGCGGUAUCGUUUGAAAAAUAAUAAAUUACUUGCUAACUAGACUAUAGAUAUAAUUCUGUCUAUGCCAAUUAGAAUAUAUCUGGUGAUAACAAGGUAGAAAUCCGUCUUUUUGCGCUUUAAAACUUUAAUAAAAUCGCGUUUAUCGAAAUGAAUGGACGUUUACGUCUGGAAAUCCUACUUUCGGUUUUAAAAGCGGUACCGUUUGAAAAAAUAAUAAAUUACUUGCUAACUAGGCCAUAGAUUUAAUGACAAGUUUGAACACUUUCAAAUUGCAUCUUUAUGUAUUUAUUAACAUGUAUUUCAUGUCAAAGUCAGAGGCAAGGCGUGUGGCUUUAAGUAUUCUAUGUAUAAUGUAAACAGAAGUAUUCGUGAUUUUGUACUAACACAAAAAAUAACAAUUUAAAAAAGGUUCAUGUAGUUAACCGCAUAAUUGGAAAACAAAACGAACUUAAUGGCAUAGUGAUUUAGUGAUAAUCCGAAAAAUGCACAACUUCAGGCAUGUAAAGUUAUCAUUAUCGACAGAAUACGAGUAUGUGAAUAGCACAACAGUUUUAAAGUGUGACAUAGUUAACAACCAGAACACAUUAAAUUGUGCCAGAAGAUUGAAACGGAUACCAUCUUUAAUAAAACUGAACAAAUGUCUUGUCUUUGUACCUUUAUUCGCAUACAUGUCUUUUAUCUUCAUACUAUAUAAACUGCGAGCGCCAAUUAUGCGUUCACUUCGUUUUCUGUUGUCAAAUUACUAGGAACAAGGUUUGUGUUCUGGUCAUCUAUUAUAUUAAGUUUGUUCCAGCCAUCUAUUUUAUUUAGUUUGAUAAUCGAUUACCAGUGUUUAAUGGUUCAUAAAACGUUGUUUGUUAUUGCGUUGUGAAUGUUGUUGUUUCCGUAUAUUUUGUGUUUUAUGUAUUUAUUUAUUCUGUUAUAUAUUAUAUAUUCUGUUGUGACCUGAUGAAAAUUUGCAUCAAAUUUACUUACCAUGAGAUGCGUUUAUUUGUAAAAAACACUUUUUGUUUUGGCCUUUAUGUUCUGUACUUAUUUCUGGCUGUCAGAUAUUUUGUAAUGUCUGUUAUUUUGGCAUUUUUAAGUAAUAUUGACAUAAUACUUAACAACUAAGUGAUACAAUUUAGUUUCGUGUGAUAUUGCAAAUUAGAACAAUGUCGUAUUUUGUACUAUUUAAUUUUGAAAACAUAUCAUAUGUUCAUAUGUUUAUCAUUAUUUAAUAUUUGUAUGUACUUGUACCAAGAGUACACUAUUAUUUUAAUGAAUGUGCGCAUUUUGAUCAUGUUAACGAUUUAAAAUCAUUAUAUAAAUUGCUCUGAAUUCCCGUUUAAAUACAGUCAGCAAAAGUGUUUGUCAAAGGGUCAAAGGUUGUAAAUUACCGAUUGUGUAUCAGUUUAUUAAGUGCAAUGUAUAUCCUAGUCCUAGUGCAUCAGUUAGCAAUUUUAUGAAUACAACAUAAAAUUAAUUUGGAUAACGGAACAAACUCAUUUAUAGUAAGAUAAACGAUUAACAAAUUAUGUCAAAAAAAGAACAGAAAACCACAAAUUGUUUUAAAAUAAAGAUGGACAUGCUCCUCCAUUAAUAAUAAUACACGUCUUUAAAAUAUGGAUCAUUGUGUGUAUCUUUAUUAUUUUGUUCACGAAAACAAUCUAACUUAAUAAACAUGAUAUUUAGUAUUUAUUUUUAAAUAUGUCUUCGUAAAUAUACUGUCCAGUUUUAAAUCGAACCAUGAAAAAGCAAAUCAACUCGAUCGAUAUUCAAUUUGCAAAAUUCCGAUGGCAAAAAUGGAAGUUACUACAUUCGGAUGCAUCAUGUGUUAAAAGUUAAAAUAACACAUGCAAAACUUGUAAUUAGAAUGCAAUAUGUUUACAAUAACUUUGUAUUUUCUGGUCGGGUAUUCGGCAGAAUAAAAUUGUUCUAAUAAAUUUCUUACAACGUCUUAGUGGGUGCUUGCAUUGUUAAUGAAAUUCAAUUAAAAAAAUAUCAUUUCUCCAAAAUGUGUUUCACACUUAUAAAAGUAUGUUUUUAGUUUUGGAAAAAUAUUUCAUAUACAUUCCGAAUUCGCUUAAACAGUUCUACAGUCUUGAUUUUUAACAAACUUUGUAUCAAUAGAGCAGAGAGUAAUCGUAAAAGUAUUUCCGAGACAGACUGGUGGUUGUAAAAACUUAAAUGCUAUUAAAAAACACAACAGAAUGUACCAUGCACAUAGGUCUGAAAAUGAACUUUGUCUGAUGAGAAUGGGUGAGGAUAUCGAUGGCAUUUUAUCUUGACAAUUUUGCACAUAAGCGUAAAUUUUGUUUCACUUUUAUAUUUGUAUAUUGUUUACAAACCUGUAUAGGUCUGGCUUUUGCCAUGUAAACAGAGUCAUCACAACAGUUGGUUUAGCAACUGAUAAAUUUCCUAGGUAAUAUAGCAGAUUAUGAUUGCAUCAUUAAUAAGUACAAAUACUGCAAGCAACUGACCUGGUCAUAUAGCAAACUACAUCAGAGCGUCUAAUGGCUGGAAUCCACGAGCCCGAGAAACCUAACUUUAGGUUAGAACUUAAAUCACAGACAAUGUUCCUCUUAAUUUUUAAACGCCCGUUUAAAAAAAACGGGACGUAUUAUAGUUUCACUUUGGCGGCGGGCGGGCGGGCGGCGUCCACAGCAGUUUCCGCUCUCUAAUUCAAAUAGUUUUCAUCACCAAACUUGGUCAGAAGUUUUAUCUAGACAAUAUCUAGGUCGAGUUCGAAUAUGGGUUAUGCCGGGUCAAAAACUAGGUAACAGGGUCACUUAGUGCAUUUCAAGCAUUUAGCAUGGUGUCCGCUCUCUAAUUGAAGUAGUUUUUAUCCGAUCUUCACCAAACUUGGUCAGAAGUUGUAUCUGGACUAUAUCUAGGUCAAGUUCGAAUAUGGGUCAUGCCGUGUCAAAAACUAGGUCACGAGGUCACUUAGUGCAUUUCAAGCAUUUAGCAUGGUGUCCGCUCUCUAAUUGAAGAAGUUUUCAUCUGAUCUUCACCAAAUUUGGUCAGAAGUUGUGUCUAGAUGAUAUGUAGGUCAAGUUCAAAUAUGGGUCAUGGUAAAGUUAUCAAGUUGUCCGAAACCUUCAAACGGGCGUAUCUUGUGACAGUUUGGCACUCUUGUUAAGAAUAAAUCCUUUAAAACGUCUAAACUCGGUGCACAAAUUUCACGUUGUGUGCUGUAUAACCGUGUUGAUGAAUUCUAUACACAUAGACAUUUUGGCCAAGAACACAGGCUUAUUACAUUAGGUAAUUCUAAUAUAUUUCACAACGCCAUAAGCGGCAUGAAAACGGUCUUUUAUGAGCUAAUUCAUAAGAAAAGUUAUUGGAAAAAAAGCUACGGUGUGUUUACAUCCAUGAAAGUUCAAUUGUGAAUUCCACAUAGCCACGUGAUCAUGGACUCUGUUGUGGUACUCAUUCACAAAUAAACCUAGAUGAUAUGACGUUCGGAACUCUUGGUUAAGCGCAGUUAACCCGUUGGAUAGUUCUUAACCUUGUAUAUGUUCAUCGGUCAGAAAUAUUAGAUCUUUAAUAGACAAAUAAUUAAGAGAUACAUAAUUUAGUAAGAAUAAUUAAGAAAUAUAAUGAAAUAUAUAUGUUUGUCUAGAUGUAAAUAUAUGUUCAUGUAGAUGUUGCUAAAGACCUAUUAAUUUAAUUACUCAAACAUAAUGUAAGACAUUAACUUGAAACGUAGUACACCGAUUGGGCUAUAUGUUGCCAUUUGUAUUUCUGUUAAUAUCUGCCUAUAUUAUUGUCCGCCUGUCUUUCUCUAAAAACUAUGUGAAAAACUUAUAAGUAGUAAAUGUGCUAACGAAACAAAUAUAGAUGGCUUAAAUACAUAUUAUAAGCAAUAAAUAAUAAACAUCCAUAAACUUUGCUCUAAAAAACUUCUAGUGUUUCCCAUUAUCGGCCUUGACAAUUUGAAAAAUACAGUUUUUAAACGAGAUUUUCGGAGGAAGGGUAAACAAUUUUAACUAUCACUCACACGGUGGUGUUUUGUUCAUGUAUCACGACUUUGCAUUUUACUUUUGUACACGGCGACUUUAUCAAAUGAGAGUUAGUUGCUGCUUGUGUGAGAGAAGAAACACGCCCAAGAAGAACAUGUGUUCCAUUUAAUAUUAUUAAUUUAAAUCAUUUAACGAGUCCAAUAAUGCGUUUUUACAUAUAUUUUACAUAUAUUUUACGCAUUGCACAAUCCACUUGUGAAUUUGUUUAUGAACAAAUAAUGUAGCAUGUAAUCAGCAGUUCUAUUGUUUAAUUUUGUAUUCAUCCAAUAUAGAAUUAACUGUUCAGAGAGAGUCCACAAGUAUAUUUGUUUAUAAAGCAAAGUUUAGUUUAUAGACUGAAAUUUGAUAAAUAGUAGUGUAUGAUUUAGUCACAGCGUAUUGUCAUAAAUUACUAACCACUACGAGACAAUGCUACGUGACCAGUAACUAAAUAAGAACAGAACAGAAAAGAGCAGACUAGUUUAUUUCGAUUGAAGUAUAUAUACAGAUCAUCGUCAUAAACAUACAUGUGCAAUAAUAGCUUUUCAGCAAAAUCCAAAACAUACAUCGUUACGAAAGAUCAAUUUAGAACUUACCGGUUCAAUACAAUAUUUUUAAACAAAGUGUUGAUCAAUUCUUCUAACUCUACAAUUAACUUACCGGUGUAUUCAUCUUACAUAUGUCAUCUCAUUUCAUAUAUAAUAUUACUAACCCAAAUCAAAGCAUUUGAAUGUAUUGCUUUAAAGCGACAUUUUUAAGCUUAGUUAUAUUUGUUCUAAAAUAUAGUAUGUUGAUGAGCAGAAUCUAGAACAAAUUGUUCCAGAGAAUAAAAAAUAUAUAUCAUUAUAUGCAAGCAGCUUUUUUUCUGUUGUAAAGUCGAAAACUCAUUCACGUACAAAAAAAUGACAGGUACACAAUUGAAUUAACCUUACGUUACACGUCAUUUUAUUUUUAUUCAUUGGUUUAAGAUAAAUCAAAUGUAACCUUGACCUCAACAUGUUAUAAUCGUUUUAAUGUUUUAAUGAAUUACUUCGCAAAAAAAUUAAGAAAAACACACAUUCGCAUAGUUUAAAAACUUAUUUCCAAGAUUCGGUGUCAUGCUAAAGCUUCUGUGUCGAGAAAAAAAGUAUGUUCGAGUCUUAGACUUGACAUUUAUGUACACUAAUUACUUAUGCGAUACUAGUUUUUGUUUGCAUGUGUGUACAAGGUUAGUGUACAAUUGUAUGUAAUAUUUUUGUCAGCAGAUUAAGUGUUUACAAAUAUCAAGUAUCUGUUAUUUAUUCAUAUUUCAUUUCAUUUCUUUUUAUGCAUUUUAUAGAUGUGAAAUGUUGAUGUGAUGAAGUAGCAAGGUUGUUAAAACCAUUGUUGGGUGUGCUUUGUUGUACGUGAUAUAAAUUAAUAUGCAUCUUA
Messenger RNA from Dreissena polymorpha, 8535 nucleotides. RefSeq lists its product as uncharacterized. Bases 75 to 1580 code for a protein of 501 amino acids. The record is from RefSeq and is a predicted model, not a curated record. NCBI's taxonomy places the organism in Eukaryota, Metazoa, Mollusca, Bivalvia, Myida, Dreissenidae. The transcript has 13 exons.